GCGUCCAUCGGGGCCGGGUCAGCUCUCCUCUACGGGGAUGCAGCCGGGGCCCGGCGGAGGUGCGGCGGCGGGGAGUGCCCGACACGUAAGUGGCGCCAUGAAGAGGAGGGUGCCCGUGGCAGAUCCCAGCUUGGCCGACCCCCACCAGCUCUUCCAUGACACGAGCUCAGCCCAUGGGCCUGGGAGCUAUCCCGGCCACCGGGCUCCCGGGGGCCUGGGGUACCCUUCCCCCUCGCAGCCAGCCUUCCUCGCUGACCCCGUGUCCAACAUGGCAGUAGCCUAUGGGAGCAGCCUGGCUGCCCACGGCAAGGAGCUGGUGGACAAGAAUAUUGACCGCUUCAUUCCCGUCACCAAGCUGAAGUACUACUUUGCUGUGGACACUGUGUAUGUGGGGAAGAAACUGGGACUCUUGGUGUUUCCCUACCUGCACCAGGAUUGGGAGGUCCGGUACCAGCAAGACAUGCCCGGGCCCCCGAGGUUUGACAUCAACGCCCAUCUCUACAUUCCAGCUAUGGCUUUCAUCACAUACAUCCUGGUUGCUGGCCUAGCGCUGGGGACACAGGACAGGUUCUCCCCAGACCUCUUGGGCUUGCAGGCCAGCUCAGCCCUGGCAUGGCUCACAGUGGAGGUGCUGGCCAUCCUGCUGAGCCUCUACCUGGUCACUGUGAACACAGACCUCACCACCAUCGACCUGCUGGCCUUCUCGGGCUACAAGUAUGUGGGGAUGAUUGGUGGGGUCGUGACUGGCCUGCUCUUUGGAAGGACUGGCUACUACCUGGUGCUCAGCUGGUGCUGUGUGGCCAUCUUUGUCUUCAUGAUCCGGACGCUUCGACUGAAAAUCCUGUCUGAAGUGGCAGCAGAAGGUGUCCUGGUGCGGGGGGCGAGGAACCAGCUGCGCAUGUACCUGACCAUGGCCAUCGCGGCUGCGCAGCCACUCUUCAUGUACUGGCUCACCUUUCACCUGGUCAGGUGAGGAGCCCGGAGGCUCCUUGGCUCCCCUUUCCCCCUGCCGCCGCUCAGGGCCCAGAGUGGGACGGAAAGGACCAGGGGCCACUCACCUCUGCAAAUGGGGAGAAGCUCGAAGUGGAGCCCUCUGGGGGAGGGAGGGCUCCAUCGCUCGGGACUGAGCUGCCCGCAAAGUCCCUGGCCCUUUGACUGGAACCAUGCCCCUCCUCCACAAAAGUUCAUCUCCUCCUUGCCUGUUUUGCUUGAGCUGAGUCCCAGAAUGCCGCCCCGCCCCCUCACCAUCUCCCUCUCCUUUGCCCAGGUGCUUAGAGAUCGUUAACCUGCACAGCGUGCUCCAAGCUGGGGCUGCCUCGCCCAUGGGGCGUCUGUUACAGGCAAAAUAGAACCCCCGGGGGUGCUGCCGAGU
Messenger RNA from Dromiciops gliroides (monito del monte), 1372 nucleotides. It is a transcript of the gene YIF1B, whose product is annotated as Yip1 interacting factor homolog B, membrane trafficking protein. Gene Ontology annotation, cellular component: endoplasmic reticulum-Golgi intermediate compartment; endoplasmic reticulum membrane; COPII-coated ER to Golgi transport vesicle. Gene Ontology annotation, biological process: endoplasmic reticulum to Golgi vesicle-mediated transport. NCBI's taxonomy places the organism in Eukaryota, Metazoa, Chordata, Mammalia, Microbiotheria, Microbiotheriidae. The record is from RefSeq and is a predicted model, not a curated record.